Molecule: messenger RNA, 8502 nt
Organism: Danio aesculapii
Lineage: Eukaryota; Metazoa; Chordata; Actinopteri; Cypriniformes; Danionidae
Gene: atad2b
Product: ATPase family AAA domain containing 2B
Exons: 28
Coding region: 131-4342 (1403 amino acids)
Biological process (GO): positive regulation of transcription by RNA polymerase II
Cellular component (GO): nucleus
Molecular function (GO): ATP binding; ATP hydrolysis activity; histone binding
Source: RefSeq, a predicted model, not a curated record
AGGGGGAGAGAGAGAGAAAGAGAAAUGGCGCCUCGGCACUUCGCUAGCUGAGACACACAGUCGGAGCGAAAGCUAAACUGACAAGAGCUUCAGGACAGGACCCGUUUAUCAGCGGGGACAGACAGCGACCAUGGUGAACACCAGAAAGAGCUCGGAGCACAAGCCCAGCAGUCCCUUCAUCUCGGGCCGGACGAGGUCGUCUCAGAGGAACAACCCAAACUUGGACGAGCACAACAGCCGUGUAAGGAAGAGAGAGACACCGGCAGCCUAUUCUCUUCGCCAGCCGAAAGAGCCCAGCAGUGAUGCUAACAGCAGUAGCCCGCGUUUGUCCCCACCACCCAAGCGGACACGCAGACAGACGCCACCAAGUUCUACUGAUACUUCUCCAAGUCCCCAGAGUAAAGGCCAGAGAGGCUCAUGGACCAUGUCCAAACACUGUACUAGGUUGUCCACUGGUGCCUUGCAGAAUGGACACACCAUAGGUCGAAUGAGUCUGAGGGGUGAUUCUACAUCAGGCGGGGACCACGGUCGCAUGAAUGGUCAUGUUGAACUCAAGAGAAGCCGCCGUGUCAGGAAAUCCCAGUUUGAACACCUCAAUCAGAGUUUACUUUUCGACCAACUAGUCAACAGUACGGCAGAAGCAGUUCUGCAAGAGAUGGACAACAUCAGCAGCAUUCGGCAGAGUCGGGAAGUGGAGCGCCUCCGCAUGUGGACGGACACUGAACUGGAAAACAUGGAUAUGUACUCCCGCGUAAAAAGGAGGAAGUCUCUGCGGAGGAACACGUAUGGAAUGCAGUCGCAUCACAAAGUCAUGAGCAAAUCAAAAGACCCUGAAGAGGAAGAAGGAACUGAAGAGUCUCAUGAGGAGGGAGAGGAGGAUGAAGAUGUAGAGGCUGAUGAUGAUGAUGAUGAAGACGAUGAAGGAGACGAGGCAGAAGAGGCCGGAGAGGAGAACGACAGACCGUAUAACCUCAGGCAGCGUAAAACUGUGCAGCGUUACGAAGCUCCCCCUAUAGAGCCAGUGAACAGGAAGCAAAGUAAGGGAUCUCUAUUCGACACGCACCGAUCUCCUGCAAGAAGAAGCCAUAUUAGAGUAAAGAAGCACGCCAUUCACAGUAGUGAAUCGACAUCAUCAUCUGAUGAAGAACGUUUCGAGAGGCGGAAAAGCAAAAGCAUGAGUCGAGCUCGUAACAGGUGUUUACCCAUGAACCUGCGGGCAGAGGAUCUGGCCAGUGGCGUGCUUCGAGACAGAGUAAAAGUGGGUGCCAGUUUGGCCGACGUGGAUCCCAUGAAUCUGGACACUUCUGUGAAGUUUGACAGCGUUGGAGGUCUCACCCAUCACAUCCAGUCUUUGAAAGAGAUGGUCGUCUUUCCUCUACUUUAUCCACAAGUGUUUGAGAAGUUUAAGAUUCAGCCCCCAAGAGGGUGUCUGUUCUAUGGGCCUCCGGGAACUGGGAAGACGCUGGUGGCGAGGGCUUUAGCUAAUGAAUGCAGUCAGGGGGACAGGAAGGUUUCUUUCUUCAUGCGGAAAGGCGCCGACUGCCUCAGCAAGUGGGUGGGAGAGUCUGAACGACAGCUCCGCCUGCUUUUUGACCAGGCAUACCUCAUGAGACCCUCCAUCAUCUUUUUUGAUGAGAUUGAUGGCCUCGCUCCUGUUCGCUCCAGCAGGCAGGAUCAAAUUCACAGCUCCAUAGUGUCCACAUUGCUGGCGCUGAUGGAUGGUUUGGACAGCCGGGGGGAGAUAGUGGUCAUCGGUGCUACAAACAGACUCGACUCUAUCGACCCUGCACUCAGGAGGCCCGGACGCUUCGACCGGGAGUUUCUGUUCAACCUGCCAGAUAAAAAGGCUCGAAAGCACAUUCUAGAAAUCCACACCAGGGAAUGGAGCCCCAAACUAGCCGAACCCUUCAUAGAUGAGCUAGCUGAGAAAUGUGUUGGUUACUGUGGUGCCGACAUUAAAGCACUUUGCACAGAGGCUGCGCUGGCGGCUCUGCGGCGGCGUUAUCCUCAGAUCUACGGCAGCAGUCAGCGUUAUCAGCUGGACGUGGCCUCCAUUGUUUUAGGGCCGCAGGACUUUGGUCGUGCCCUGCGCUCCAUAGUACCUGCCGGACAGAGAGCCCUCGCUCCACCUGGCCAGGCCCUUUCCUGUGUCCUAAAGCCUCUUCUGGAGCCCACGCUGAAUCAAACACUGGCCUGCCUGACGCGAGUCUUCCCCCACGCAGAGCUCCUGCACAGGGAACACACACACGACACUGACAAUCAUCUGUUGGUGGAGGACUCGUACAGCGAGGAUGAGGAAUGUCUUGGUGGUGCUUCCAUUUAUGAAACGCAGUCAGGAUCGCCGAAGAAAGCAGCUUCCUGCACGACCCAUAAACCCUUUCUUCAUUUUACCACUUCUGCCUACCAGCAGCCCACCUCUUACCGGCCGCGGCUGCUGCUGACGGGACCCCAGGGUGCAGGGCAGAGCACACACCUGGCCCCCGCUCUGCUGCACCACCUGGAGAAGUUCACUGUGCAUCGCCUCGACCUUCCCACGCUUUACUCUGUCAGUGCCAAAUCCCCAGAGGAGUCCUGCGCUCAGGUGUUUCGUGAGGCUCGGCGGUGUGUGCCCAGCAUCAUCUACAUGCCUCACAUCAGUGCCUGGUGGGAAGCCAUCAGCGAGACGGUGAAGAGCAGCUUCCUCACGCUGCUGCAGGAUGUGCCAUCGUUCACGCCGCUCCUCAUCCUCGCCACAGCAGAGAGCGUCUACCAGCAGCUCCCUGAUGAGCUAAAAUGCAUCUUCAGCCGUUCGUACGGGGAGGUGGUUUGUUUAAGCAUGCCAGGAGAAGAAGCACGGAGGAAAUUCUUUUCAGACCUCAUUUUGGUGCAGGCAGCCAAAGCGCCACCCCGCAGGAGAAAAUCAGCAUGUGCUCUGGAGGUGCUGACCCUUUCUGAAGACCCCGGGCCUCGACAGCUCUCUGCAGAGGAGCAGAGGCGACUGGAGGAGCAGGAGGAAAACACUUUGCGAGAGCUCCGACUCUUUCUCAGGGACGUCACCAAGCGGCUUGCCACCGACAAGCGCUUCCAGAUCUUCAGCAAGCCUGUGGACAUUGAAGAGGUGUCGGACUACCUCGAGGUUAUCACACAGCCUAUGGACUUGUCCGCCAUCAUGAUGAAGAUCGACAAACAUAAGUACAUGGUCGCCAAGGACUUUCUAGCAGACAUUGAUCUCAUUUGCAGCAACGCGUUAGAAUACAAUCCAGACAAAGACCCAGGAGAUAAAAUCAUCCGCCACAGGGCCUGCAGUUUGAAGGACACUGCGCACGCCAUGAUCGCCUCUGAACUGGACCCCGAGUUUGACCGCAUGUGCGAGGAGAUCAAGGAGUCCCACAGGAAGAGAGCCCCUCAGACAGCACCGCAGCCGCCCGACACUCCAAGCACUGUGGCAACCAGGAAGCCGGUGGGAGAGGAGGCGGGAUUAAGCAGCUCUCAGGGUGAUGGAGUGGACAAGCACUGCAGCAAUAACAUAAAGCGCAAAUUCCGGCGGCGACCGAUUUGGGGACGAGGCAUCAUUCGGAAGAAAAAGAGCUAUAAAAAGGAGGAAGCGGAGGAAGACGAUGAACCCGAGGAGGAAGAGGGAGCUGAGGAUUCAACAGUGAUGGCGCAAGGCGACGCUUGUCUCACCCUGGACGAGUCCUCCUGCGACACCAUGGAGCUCCAUCCUGAAAAACAGCCGCUCCAGGCCAAUGGACACGUGCUCUCCACGGAGGAGGAGAACUCCAGCGAGCCCACAGCCGCUCGGGACGCUCAGGGUCAGGUGGAGGCCCCGUCAGAGGAACCCACAGUGACCCCGACGGUCCCCGCUCCUCAGGAGUGUGUGAAUGGGAAUGAAUCUAUGGACAGUGUGUACAGCGAGGCUCUUGAUAAAGACACUAUUAAAAGGGAUGCACUUGAACAGAAACCAACAGAGCAUAAAGAAGCUUCUGGCACAGAAUGCAGUACUGGGGAGAAUACGAGGACAGCGGAGGCAGUGACAUCUGAUGGCGACCAUGAAAAAGAAGGUUCAUCAAAAGGGAAGGAAUGUGGGAAAGGUCUGUCAGAAGUGCAGACGGAGGAGCCAGCUAUCAGACACCAGGAGGCUGUGCAACUUCCACCACCUCCUGAUCUUGUGGUUGACCAUCAGCGGCUCAAGGCUCUGCUGGAGCAGGCGGUGGUGAAGAGCGAGGGCUUCAGUGUGGAUCAUCUGGAGAGAGUCUACUCUGCUCUCAGCCAGUGUAUUUACCAGCACCGCCGAGACUACGACAAGACCAGACUCAUAGAGGCCAUGGAGAGGCAAGUUGAGCAUUUCGAAACAUUCCUGUGAUGAAACGAGGGCUUUCAGAGAGGAGAGAAACGCGAGAUCGAGACUCUUUUGAUAGCAGAGGGGAACAGCAGCGUCCUGAGCCAAAUCCUCCACACCGAGCCGGUCUGGACGCCUCAAGAAAAACACACACUCACACACAGAAGAAGAAAAAAAAAGAGGUGCAGACAAUAGAAACAAAGGCGACUUGGUGCUAUCAUCUCAGGUACCUGAAACAGAACCAGUCUACAGAACCAAACACAACAAAAACUCCUGGAAGUUUCCUUUUCGUUCCUUUCGUCGUUGUUUUCUUUGAUUUGUUUAUUUUUUUUGGUAAACUCACACACAUGCCAAUUGCCGGUGAUCAUUCUUGGUGCUAUUGGGUGCUAUUGUUCUUUUUAUUUUCCGUCUGCUGCUCCUUGUUCUUCUCAAACAAAACACAAACCGUACAAAAUAAAAGAUUGUGUGAUGUCACAAAGCAACCUCAGCCUCCGUCUACUGGACGCAAACCAACACACACACAGAUAUUUUCACCAGCAGUGGAAAAAAAAUCAAAGCACCUGGUCAUUUUCUGUGGGAAAAAAAACACACAUCGCCCUCUUUGUAUAGCUGUGUAGUGUCACCAUUGAGAUUAUCAACACCUUUUUAGAUACUUCUGCUGGAAAACAAACAAACACACGUUUUGUAGGGACGUCUAUAGCGUUGUUUUCUACUGGGUGUUAAUUGUACGAUUCGCAAGAAGACCUCUGUAUUGUAAAAACCCAACCUUUCCUUGUGUUCUCUGGCCAAGAUGUUUGUAGAAUUGAAUGAAAAAAGGACCGAUUUUAGUUACAAAUAGGUCUUUAGGAGAGAAAUGGUAUUAUUUUUUAGAGCCAUCACAUAUUCCCCCCUUUGGAACAGUUCAUUUUUUGGCAUUUUAACUGGAUUUAUGGCUGGAUAUCUGGAGAUUGCACUGCCUGGCGUGUGCCUUAACUUUUAAAAUAGGCUGAGGAAUAUAAAAAAACAUAGAUAAUGAAUAUUGACUAUCAUUGUUUGUGGACAAACGCUUUUUAGAGAAUUGGAAAAAGUUGUCUUUUCGAUUAAAACGGUGUGGCGUGUUGUUGUAAAUGUUUGCCAAUCUCUUCUCAACUCACCAAACAACAUCGGCAUGGUUUGUCUGGUCACUCCAUCAUACGUGGCUUUCAUUUGCCAGUCAUUUUUUAUUAUAACAUGACCAAUUUGGAGUGUAAAAUGCUAGCAGAUUGGUGGUGAAAGUGGCAGUCUAGGCAGUGCUGAAUUUUUGAAACCUAAAGCAUUACUAUAUUUUUGUUGUUGUAUAUGUUUUAUACUGUUUAAUUGACCCUUUAUGGUGUUUUCUCUAAUCUUUAGCUGUUAAUAAGAUUUUUCUCCGUCGCGUUCUGUAAGUAGCAUUAAAAGGCAGUGCACCCAAGAAUGAACAUUUGCUAUUAAAGUUCACUCAAAAAUGACAAUUUUGCCAUCUUUUACUCACCUUUCACUUAUUUUAAAUCCAUUUUUCCCCAAACAAAAAUGUUGGAAACUUGUAACAGUAGACAUACUUAAUUUUGAUGGUCCCUGUUGCACAUAUUGUUGACUAAAAGUUGCAACUACAUGCCAACUACUUCUGAUUUGAGUAUUAGUAGACUGUCUGCUUAAUAUCUGCUGAUACUGCUCCUUCAACAGACAUUUAAAUAUCUAUAAGAAAGUUUACAAGUACAUGUCAACUUACGCAUGUCAACCCUAACCCCAAACUAACAGUCUACUUAUAAUCUAUUAAGAAUUAGUUGGCAUGUAGAUGCAAUGUAACUUAAAUUCAACAAAAUGCGUUAAAGGGACCUUUAAAAUAAAGUGAUUCCAUUUGUUUUUUCAAUAUUAAUGUCAAUAGUUACUCAUUUCCAACAUUUUUCAAAGUAUCUUCUUUUGUGUUCUUCUUUUGAAGGGUUUGGAGCAAGUCUAGGGUGAGUAAAUGAUGGCAGAAUUGUCAUAUUUGGGUGAAAUAUACCUUUAAUUUGCAGGACAUUUAACAUGUAGAUGUUUUUUUCUUCACUUGAACUUUAAAGAAGAUUUUUAGCUAGUUAGCUACUUUGAGAGUACAAAUAAUAAUAAAAGCAAAGCUAAAUUAAUAUUGUGUGUCCUGAAGAGGUCUAAUAUAGCAAAACGGUUGCUCUGUGCAAGAAACUGAACCUUAUUACCUUUAAUCUUGGCAAAGGAUCCUGAAUAUGUCUACAAUAGUAGGAACUGGAACUGAUCAUUGGUUCCAUAAGAGCUCAAUGUCUUUAAUUUUGAGAUUGAGAUUAAUUUUGCUUCGCCUGUAUUAUUUUUGUACUCUCAAAGAGCAACUUUAGUAACACAAGUAUUUUUUUUCUGACACUCAAGAGUCCUUGUAGUCUUUGACUUGCAUUUUAUGAAUCGCCAUUUUAUGAAGAACCACAGUUUCAGCUUAAAAAUCGUAUUCAAUGUUCAACCGAAGACCAUAAAAGGAAUCUUUUACGGUCUUUAAAUGAAUAAAUCAAAUGCAAAUCUUCACAUUUGGGUGAACUGUCCCUUUAAAUCUGCUCUCCCUUUCCAAACUUUCGUUAACUCUCUGCUUUCAUCGCUUUAAAAAGAAAGAUGAUCCAAGUUCAAGAGUCCUCGUGACCUUGUCUAGGAUUCGGUGCUAUAAAGAAAAAGAAAAAAAAAAAAGGAAACACUUUAAGACAUAUGCAAAAGAAAGGAAAAGACUAUGAGUUAGCUUUGGACUACUGCAGUGCGAGUGAGAGACAGAACCACAGCUACCUCAGCAAGUUGUUUUCAUGCGAAGAGACGAAAGUAAUGACCUGUUUACUUCUAAACAGUAUUUGUUGACCUCUAUAAAGAAAUCUCUGCGCCCUUCAGAAAUUCAAGCUAAGGUACUGGAUCACCUCAUGUGGCUGCUGCAGUAAUCCUCGGGGUUUGUUCGGAUGCGUUUCUUCACUUUUUUUUUUUAUUCUUCGGGGUUGUUCUGCUUAUGAGCCGAGAAAAGAAAUGGCAUUUUAAUACAGGUGAAAUGUUAUAUACUGUAUAUUUCCGGGUUUUUUUUUUUUUUUGUUUCUACAUGUGCAUCCCAUCAAUUUCCUAUAUUAGUGGCCAUGUUUGUUUCGUAUCUUUCAGUCCAUUUCAUUAGCGCUUUUUUAUUAUUAUUCUCAAAUGCCGCCUUUGUGCUAUUGCAUGUCCAUUCGUUAUUUAUUAAAUUAUUCGUCAUAUGUUCAACAUUUUGUUCAAAUAAAACCAAUUGGAAAUUUUGUUACAUUAAAUUUGUGCCGAGACUCGCGAUGUAGCACGUUUUUUUGUAGCAGGUGUUGCACGACGUUCAGAAACGGGGUUUUUACUGGUCUCAGGUCUCUGCUACAUUAAUAUUUAUUCCAUGAGGGUGGAGAUGAUGGUGGCUAUGCUUCUUUUUCACUUAUUACCAUAGAGGAGGAUGAUGGGGGGAGUUUUUAUGCGCAUUUUCGGGUCCCCCUGUAGUAUCGUCAACAUGCUAAUCUGGUGUAGCGUUGAAGAAACUACUGUAAUGCUGACCAUAUUGGAGAGUAAUGAAAAUAGAGCUUUAGAUAAUGCCAAAUCACAAGACAAAUACCUUGCUAAAGCUAUUUACUAGCGUAAUGCAAUUGGCCUUUAAUCAAACCUCGGUCGGCACGUAUAACGCAAAUGGAGUUUUCAUUUCAGAAGCACCACUAAUAUAUUUUUUAGAAAAUUAACUCUUAAAAUCCUGCAUUUAAAAAUGUUACAAUGUGGAAGUCUAUGUGUUUGACUACAGUUCUUUACCUUUAGUUGACCAGAGUCUAAUUCAGAUGGUUUUUACUGAGUGUAGGAAGUCCAUAGAACAAUAGCAUUUUGCUUUAGGUAGGCGUUAAAGACCCACUAAACCUGUUUUUUUUGUUGUAUUAUGGUCAGGAGAUUCUUAAGUCGAUGCUGUAUGAUGGAGGAAAGGUAUUUGGUUGUUUUUUUUAGUUAAUUUGUAGAUCUAUACCCCUUUAUGAUUGACGAUGGUUGAGGGAUUUUGUUUUUGAGUGUUACCAGAAUUUGUGCCCCUUUUAUUUUUACUACUAUGAAGCAAAUCAAAUCCACACACAUUGUUCUGUCCUUCCUUGCAGUCCUUCUUUUUGUGAAAUGAUAUAUUUACUGUAAUAAACUGCUGUGAUAUACUUGAAUAAAAGGUGCAAAUUGAA